Molecule: messenger RNA, 1628 nt
Organism: Lingula anatina
Lineage: Eukaryota; Metazoa; Brachiopoda; Lingulata; Lingulida; Lingulidae
Product: KICSTOR complex protein ITFG2
Biological process (GO): regulation of TOR signaling
Cellular component (GO): KICSTOR complex
Source: RefSeq, a predicted model, not a curated record
UCGAAAUCGAUGCCCCAACAACAUUUAUAAUGCUCUUAGUGAUGUGAAGAACGAUGCUGAGUUGACUUUUCCUCCAAAUGAGACGAUAUCAUGAGCAGUCGAAUGAGAACUGUCUCGUUUGUUGAAAGAGUUGAGUUUGACUUUCAGGGGAAUCUAUUCAACCAGGCCAUUGCACUUGGGGAUGUCGACAAUGAUCAAUUGAAUGAACUGGUGGUAGGAAAUAUAGAUGGAGAGCUUUCAGUCUUCAAAGGUGGUGAUUUACAGAAACCAUGGGCAAGAGCAUCAGACUUAGGGACGAUUACCUGUGUGGGAGUUGGAGAUGUUUGUAAUACAGGGAGGAACCUUUUAGUAAGUCACAGUUCUGCUGGUGGAUUUUACCUGUUUGACUUCCGGAAAGAUAAAAAGUCACAGGAGAGUCCAGUGCUAGAUUCAAGCCAUAAUUCAUCAGGAGAUGCAACAGACGCUGAGAUGAAGCCAUGUCAUAAACAAAAUUUGCCUGCAAAUAGCAAGGUGAUGAUAAUAGCAGAUGUGGAUGGAGAUAAUCAUGUUGAGCUUGUGAUAGGAUAUUCUGAUCGUAUGGUUCGGACAUUCCGCUGGGUUGGAAGCAGGGAUCUUUUAGACCCAAGUUCAGAUCUUGCAGGGAAAUUUGAAAUGGUUGAUAAAUGGCAGCUUGCUGCUCAGAUUGGUGCUAUCACUCUCCACACCAACACUGAAGGGAAAACAUGUCUGAUGGUUGCACAACCUGGGGGAACAUAUGUGACAUUAUAUAGCAGUGAUGGAGGCUCCUUGACACAAACAGACAAUACAUCAGAGAGUGAUCGGUCAGUCAGUCCUACCCUGACCUUCCAUCCCUUGUCCUCAGCCAGAGCUAGAAACCCUGGUGUCACCACAGAAAUUGUUGGAGACAUUCAGAAGCCAGGUGGAGUGGAAGACAAAGGGACAUUUUAUGCACUAUGCACACUAGAUGGGACACUGAUGCUGGUAGAAGAUGAUAAGAUCCUGUGGUCAUUUCAAGUAGAUCACCAGUUAUUUGGGCUGACUAAAUUGGACUUUACAGGUGAUGGUAGUGAUGAAGUUAUUGUGUGUUCAUGGGAUGGACAGACAUAUAUUGUGAACAAUUCAAAUCAAGUGGUGCGAUUUCAGUUUGAAGAGGAUGUAGCAGCAUUCUGUGCAGGUUUCUAUUCCGUGAAUGGAACAAACGUGCCCUGCCUUAUCUAUGUGACAUUUAAUAACAAAAUUUAUGUAUACUACAAUAUCCGAAUGCCACAGAUUCAGUCUACCAACUUACUGGAAACAAUGCAAACCAUGCCAGAAACAAACGAUUUACUCUCUUACUUCAAUAUUGAUGCUUCUGAUCCAAGCCAGUUAAAGAAUCUGUAUCACUGGUGUCUAUAUGGGAAGCAUGAUAAACCAGUAUGAUUAGUAUUCAUGUGGCACUAAAUUUUAAAAUUUUAGUGCAUUCUGUCAUAAAGGAUAUUUUAAAGAUUAUAAAUGCAUAAAUACCAGCAGAGAUUUUAAAAGAGUUGCAGGUGCAAAUACAUUUCUUACACUUAGGUUAAUUACUGUUGAAAAGCAUAUCUUGAUUGUUAAAGAAAAUAAAUGGUUUAUGUGAUAUUAUGUUUAAAUGC